CUCUCUCCUUCACCCGCACCUGCACUCAAGCUCCCCCGGGCCGCAGGUGCGGACGACGGCGGAAUUCCACGCCCCGCAGAGGCCCGCCAGCUCUAGGGAGGGGAAAGGAAGGCUCUGCCGCCUAAGGAUUCCAGGCUGAUGUCCCAAGGUGCGUCGGAACCCCGAGGCGCCGAUCGGUUGUGCCCUUUUAGCCAAGAAGCAUGGAGGUAAUUCAUGGCCAGCCCUGCUGCUGCAGGGAGCUUGAAGGAGCUGACAUACUGUCAGAGACCUUUUACUCUAAUGAAUUGCACACUCCACUACAAACAGCUACUCGCCCAACUGCCUCAGAGGACAGGUAUCAGAAAUUAAGACAGUCACUCCAACGAUGUAGGCUUCCAUGGGGCGCUGAAAGGGAAUAUGGAGGGAUGAUGCCCAUUUCGCUCCCUGAGGAACACAGGCCGAAAUGUGAACCUCCUAGAGUCAUGGGCAAAGGACAUCAGCAUUAUGGAUUUGGUGGAGAAAUCUGGCCAAGAAAGCUUCCUAUUGAACAAUAUUAUUAUUUGUCACAGAACAAAAAAAGUGACAUCUACGGAAAUGAUUCUUUGCUGCCCAAACCACCUAAUUCAACAGUAGGGGAAAUCUGCUCCCCGUAUCCGAUUGAACACCCCUACCAUACACACAUCUCCCGUGGAGCCAUGUUCCCGACUUUUACAUCACCCAAGGAUCUCUACACUGGCAUUAAAGCCCGAACCCAACAGCCGUUCCCUCCCACGGUGCCAACAAAGCCUUAUGAUACAACAGUUUUGAAGACAAGAGGUAACCCUUACAGAUAUGAACUGCUUGAUUUUCCAACGGAUUCCAAGAAGAAAGCAUUGGUUUGGCCAGGUCAGCAAGUAUAUUUUGACCUUCCUAAAUGUGUUGAGAAAAACAAGCCAGUGUUCUACCCAAAACCACCUAAAACCUUCGCUCCUAACACUUCUUUAAACUCAUGGGACCCUAUUACUUCUCUAAGAGAAGACAACAUACGAAGAAAUCUCGAGAGGUCCCACUGGAUCACUUCAUAUAAUCAUGACUUUACAGGUCUGGGGCCCAUGAAUCCCCUUGAACUGGAUGAUUACCAUGAAAAGGAGGUAGCAGAGUUAACUGGACAGAUAGGAUUUGACCCAGAGCCUCAAGAAAAAUUCCAUCCUGCCUUAAGGCCCACCAGACCCCUGGAAGGACGAAUUGCCCGACUGAUUCAGAACCGACGUCCUCUGGAAGCUACUCUUGAGCAAAGACCACCUUCCUGUCCAGACUGUACCCCUCGAGUUCGGUGUACUUUUCAUACCUUUGUGCCCAGUUCUACAGAAAUGAUGGCUCUGAGUGAUAACAUACCUGCAGGUGUGACACAUAAAAACCACGAGAUUGAAGAAAAGAUUAAGGAAGAACAAAGCUUGCUAUCUACCUAUGCACUCUCAUCCUGUUACCCAACAAAAGAUCUGGCUAAUACUUACGACAUAAAACCAUUUCCAAAAAUCACAGAUACUAAAGAGACUGAAGAUUUGUACUGGAGACAGCUGUCAUUAAAACCCCAACUUAUACCUUACUGUAACCCAGAUCAUUACAUUCCCUAUGAACAUUUAAAUCAGUAUAAUGUGUACCAAAACCCUGUUAGCCUUAGUAAGCCUGAUAUUUUACAAAGUAAACCAGACUUGAAAACUUUUGAUUUUGAACACUUUUUAAGUAAGCCAGAACAGUUGACCUUGAAUAUGGAGGAUGAUGAAGAAACAAAACCUAUCCUGGGUUGGAUUCCUAGAGCUGGAGUGGCCAAACCUCAAACGGACCUGCUGGAGCUUAAGAACACUUUUUCAAAAACUGGUGCACAAAAACGUUUCCAUACAUCGGUUCUAGAAGACUAUAAAGACCUGAGGGAUAAAGAGCACUCGGGGAAGAGACACCAAUUCUAUGGCCAUAAUUCCCAUUAUUUCUAUAAUUGAGCUACUCAUCCUUCCCUUCAAAACCCAGCUUCUUGCAAGAAAAGAAAAAAUAUAACAGAAUUUCUUCCUCAUUGCUGGAUUCUGUUUUCUGGAGAAGCCAUAAUGAGCUUGUUAAUGAACUUUAUGUUUUCAGGUAUUUAAGUUAGGGUCUGGUCAGAAGAACCCAGAAAAGGUGAUGUUCUGUCUUCUUCAAAAGUUUAACAAUUUGGCAAUAAAAUAGAACCAGAAAAA
Messenger RNA from Odocoileus virginianus texanus, 2186 nucleotides. The record is from RefSeq and is a predicted model, not a curated record. NCBI's taxonomy places the organism in Eukaryota, Metazoa, Chordata, Mammalia, Artiodactyla, Cervidae.